AUGUACUUUGAGCAGAAUCACGUGGCCUUGCUGCGGCAGCGAUGUGACCAUGGAUUUUCGCGUGCGGCGCUGGCUGCCGAGUCCCGAGUUCGCAACAUUAUAAGAGUAACUUUUGGCGAAUGGGUAAGGGAGGAGGAGGUGGAGCCCCGCCGGGCGGAGCCUCCCCUCGUCCGGGUCCGGCUGCACGUCCACUACCGCGUCCACUCCCGCCAGAUGCUGUGCGUGGCAGGCUCCGCCAUCCCCUUUGGCUGGUCCUUCCUCUCCAUCGCCAAGGUGCCCAUGUCCUGGGCGCCGGACGACCUGUGGGGCGUGGAGGUGGAGCUCCUGCCGGGGACGAAGCUCGACUACAAGUAUGUCAUCCUGGAGGAACAGGACUGGACGCAGCAGGUGAACGAGGCCGCAGAGGGGCGGAUGGCCAUUGUUGCCUGGCAGCCCGGCCCCAACCGCCAGCUCAGCGUGCCCACGGAGGAGGAGCUGGCGGCGCUGAAGCCCGGGGUCAGGCUGGACCGGGCCCCUCCCCCCCACAGUGCCGCCGCCAGCGGCCCCACCGCCGGCGGCUCGCCCAUCGGCGGGGGGCAGAGGGGGUACGGCGCGCAAGCUCUGGGUCGGACCAGGUCGGCCCAGCCGCCACCCUUCACGGGGAGCGGUGCCGCCGCCAGCAUGCCGCCGCGCCAGGAGGAGCUGACGGGGAUGUGGGAGGUGCUGACGCUGGAUGCCGACGGCCGCCCUGCGCUGGAGAGAAGGGAUGUGUGGGGGAGGGAGGAGCCCCCGCCCCGCUCUGUAGGGCGAAGCACCUGGUCAGAUGGGCUGUAG
Messenger RNA from Auxenochlorella protothecoides, 813 nucleotides. RefSeq lists its product as hypothetical. The record is from RefSeq and is a predicted model, not a curated record. Bases 1 to 813 code for a protein of 270 amino acids. NCBI's taxonomy places the organism in Eukaryota, Viridiplantae, Chlorophyta, Trebouxiophyceae, Chlorellales, Chlorellaceae. Gene Ontology annotation, cellular component: membrane. Gene Ontology annotation, molecular function: starch binding. The transcript has 4 exons.